AUGGAGGUAACACCAUUUUUGCAGGCAUCUCCGUUCACUGAUCUUCCUCGAAAUGAUGUCGAACUUACACCAGAGAAGGUCAAGGAUGAAAAAGAGGGUGGUCCUACAUUUUACUGCCAGCUUUGUGAUGCAAAAGUAGUUUACAACAUAGCUCGAGCAUUCCUCCCAGGGUUAGCUACAGCUUGUGUCGACAGUACUACCGGUGACGUUUUCAAGGCCCCUGCUUCAGUAGCGGCUGAAAUUAGAAAAGAAAUGGUGGAGUAUCUAAUGCAAAGAAGUGAAACCUUUGUGGCCGAAUCUGUUGUCUUGGAUGAUGGUCUUGAGGUUGAAGCAUAUGACCAUCCUUAUGAUAUCAUUGCUUACUUGAUUAAUGAAUUUGCAAGUACAAAGAGGAAUUUGUUCAGUCGAGUUUCAGGAUGGUUACAAAGUGAUAACAGAGAAGACAAUAUAGAUGAUUUUGCACAAGAAAUGGAAAUUAAUGGAUUUUGGUCAAUAGACAACAGAGAAGAGAUUGCACAAACUUUGAUGAAGAAUGUUGACCUGAAGAAUGAAUUUCACUGUGACAUGAAAUUUUAUUCAGCAGAUGAACUUGAUCAACAUAUGCCAACUUGUAAAUAUAGACCAAGGACCUGCCAAAAUGAAGGGUGUCAUGCCAGAUUUUCAGCUAGUCAGAUGGAGAAGCAUGAUUCAGUGUGCGCUUUCAAAGUAAUUCCUUGUGAACAAAAGUGCCCAGCUAACCUCAUGCGACAUCACAUGGACAGACACUGCAUAACCACCUGCCCGAUGAAGCUUGUGAACUGCCCUUUUUAUUCAGCAGGUUGCAAAUCUCCAUUACCCCAAUGUAAAAGUGAAGAACAUUGUUUCUCAGACCUCCAUUCUCACCUGCUAUUCAUUCUUCAAGUCAUUCACAAGGAAGCAUCUGUAGAGGUUCUAAGAAAACGAGUGGAGCAGCUACAACAGAAUUAUUCUACGAAGUUAGCAAACAUCCGAGAUGUGAGAUCUCUAACAUACAAAGUCAAGGAUCUCGAUGCAAAGCUUGGGCCGUUGAAAGUUGGCGCAACAAACAAAGUUGAUGAAGCUGCAAAGACCAUAGCAAAUGUUGAAUUUCUGGAAGCUAGUGACACCAACAAGGUUACUGAAAAUGGUGCGGGAACCGAAAUCGGAGAUUUUGAAGCAAUUAAAGAUAUCAUGGAAGCUGCAAAAGCUGAAAUCAAGGAUUAUAAGGAGAAACUGCAGUCAUUAGAGAUUGCAUCAUUAAACAAAGUCGGUGAAGAAGCUUUAAAGAUCAAAGCCAUAGAUAUUGAAGCAAAGCCGCAAUCAUUAGCAAGCACUGCAACAAACGAAGAUAGUGAAGAAGCUCUAGAAACGGCAGCAAACCACUAUGAAGCAAGGCCUCCAUCAUUAGAAGUUACUCCUAAAAGCAGUUAGUGAAGCAACAAUGGAGGAAUCGGUUGAGGAUGCUGAAGGAAAGGUUUGGCCUUCGGAAGUUAGCACGAGAAAACUAGUGAAGAUGGUAUUGAGACUUCAAAAGCUAAUAUCAUUAAUAA
This is a messenger RNA of Hibiscus syriacus, 1547 nucleotides long. RefSeq lists its product as uncharacterized. Gene Ontology annotation, molecular function: zinc ion binding. Bases 1 to 1428 code for a protein of 475 amino acids. The record is from RefSeq and is a predicted model, not a curated record. Lineage: Eukaryota; Viridiplantae; Streptophyta; Magnoliopsida; Malvales; Malvaceae. The transcript is spliced from 3 exons.